AUGGGAAUUGCACGGGAUAGGAUUCACAAGAGGAGUAAGACCGGUGGACGCCGUGAGCGUAAUCGCAAGAAGAGGAAGUUCGAAUUGGGUAGGCCUGCGGCUAUGACAAAGCUUGGCCCUAAGAGGAUUCACUCUGUGCGCGUGCGUGGUGGUAAUAUCAAACUUCGCGCAAUGCGUCUUGACCAGGGCAACUUCAGCUGGCCCUCUCAAGCUAUUUCACGCAAAUCUCGUAUCAUUGACGUUGUUUACAACGCUUCAAACAACGAGUUGGUUCGUACCAAGACCUUGGUCAAGAACGCUAUUGUUCAAAUUGAUUCUGCUCCAUUCCGUCAGUGGUAUGAAGCCCAUUACCUUAAGGAACUUGGUCGUCAUCAAGCAAAGGGUGGCAAAAAGGUUGAGCCAGUGGAAAAUGCCGAAGAAGAUGUCCUUCUCAAGAAGCGUAGUGCUUCAGCGAUGAAAAAGUUUGAGGCCAGGCAAAAACUCCCACAGGCCAACUUGUCCGACCAUCUAAAAGAGCAGUUUAUGUCUGGUCGUCUCUUGGCCUGCGUGUCUUCUCGUCCUGGUCAGGUUGGGCGUUGUGACGGUUAUAUUCUCGAAGGCAAAGAAUUGGAAUUCUAUUCAAGAAAGCUUAAGGCUAAGAAGGCUAAGUAA
Messenger RNA from Rodentolepis nana, 651 nucleotides. Lineage: Eukaryota; Metazoa; Platyhelminthes; Cestoda; Cyclophyllidea; Hymenolepididae. The record is from the annotation of a GenBank genome assembly.